Molecule: messenger RNA, 903 nt
Organism: Dothidotthia symphoricarpi CBS 119687
Lineage: Eukaryota; Fungi; Ascomycota; Dothideomycetes; Pleosporales; Dothidotthiaceae
Exons: 2
Coding region: 1-903 (300 amino acids)
Source: RefSeq, a predicted model, not a curated record
AUGACUCCAACCACCACCACCAGCGACGGCCUUCCAGCAUCGCCUCUCCUCCGCCUCCCUCUAGAACUCCGCCUCAUGAUCUACGAAUACCUGCUCUUCCCAUCGACACACCCCACAACCGGAAGCGGGACAUCAAUCGCAAACCUCCUCCCAGACUUCCACACCUACUACUCAGCAGACACGAACAACGACCCCUUCACCCUAAGCGUACGAACCAUCGACCCCUGGCUCGGCGGACAACCAAAGUCCUGGAGACGCAGAAGCACGUAUUACGUCCGCACCGGCGCCUUCCUCACCUCCUCAACCCCAACAACAUACCGCAUCCUCCUCUCGCCCUACACCGCGCACCUCCGCCACACCAUCCCCUCCCUCCUAUCCCUAAACCACCAAAUCCACGCCGAAGCCACAAAAACCUUCUACGCAACCUACACCUUCUCCUUCCACACCGCCAUCGAAGCCAUCGUCCCCUUCCUCACCGACCUAACCCCGCUCGCGCGCCAAUCCGUGCGCACCCUACACUUCACCAAAAAAGUGCUGCCGUAUACCAAGGAAUUCGACCGCGCGGAGUGGGCGCGCGCGUGUGCUUUUCUGGGCGCGGGCGGGAUGCAAGGGCUGCGGUGUGUGCAUCUUGGUGUUGUGGUGGGGCGGCCGGCGACGGGGUGGGAGGGCGUUGGGAUGAUUUCGUCGGCGGGGUUUGAGGAGCUGGUGAGGGUUAGGCGGGGUGGGGUGGAUUUGGAGUGGGUGGAGCAGGUUUUGGCGAUUGGGGGGUUGGGGGAGGUCAGGGUUGAGGCGCUGGUUGAGAGGUGUGCGGUGCCGGUUAGUGAGACGAUGGCGUUUUGGGUGGCGUUUAGUAGGGGUGUUGUUGAGGGGGGGUUUGUUGGGUUGAGGGUGUUGUGUAGAUGA